CGAAAGCAGCCGAGGAGGUCACUUCCUGCUGGGGUGGAUGAGGAGGAGCCGGAGACGCCGCGGAGGAGACCGGACCGAAGACGGACCGUGCCGGGGAGAGCAGAAGUGCGAAAAUGAAAGCAGGCUGUAGCAUCGUGGAAAAGCCAGAAGGAGGAGGAGGAUAUCAGUUUCCUGACUGGGCCUACAAAACAGAGUCAUCCCCAGGCUCCCGGCAGAUCCAGCUGUGGCACUUCAUCCUGGAGUUGCUGCAGAAGGAAGAGUUCCGCCAUGUCAUCGCCUGGCAGCAGGGAGAGUACGGAGAGUUUGUCAUCAAGGAUCCAGAUGAAGUGGCCCGCCUCUGGGGCCGCAGGAAAUGCAAACCACAGAUGAAUUAUGACAAGCUGAGCCGGGCCCUCAGAUACUAUUACAACAAGAGGAUCCUUCAUAAAACAAAAGGGAAAAGAUUUACUUAUAAAUUUAACUUCAACAAGCUGGUGAUGCCCAACUACCCAUUCAUCAACAUUCGGUCAAGUGGUGUUGUUCCUCAGAGUGCACCACCAGUGCCAACAGCCUCUUCCCGAUUCCAUUUCCCACCUCUGGACACUCAUUCUCCAACUAGUGAUGUGCAGGCAGGGCGAUUCUCUGCUAGCUCCCUAAGUGCUUCUGGCCAAGAGUCAACUAAUGGCACUGAUAGAAAGGCAGAGCUUUCGGAGCUGGAGGAUGGCUCCGCCACUGAUUGGCGCCGAGGUGUGGAUCUCAUGUCCUCCCGGAAUGCUGUCGGUGGAGGAGGGAUUGGCCAUCAGAAACGCAAGCCUGACAUAAUGCUUCCUCUGUUCACUAGGCCAGGGAUGUAUCCUGACCCCCACAGUCCCUUUGCUGUCUCUCCAAUCCCUGGCCGUGGAGGUGUACUUAAUGUCCCUAUUUCACCAGCCCUUUCCCUAACUCCCACCAUCUUCUCCUAUAGCCCAUCACCAGGCCUGAGCCCCUUCACAAGCAACAGUUGCUUCUCCUUCAACCCUGAGGAAAUGAAACACUACCUUCAUUCUCAAGCCUGUUCUGUGUUCAACUACCAUCUUAGUCCCCGGACUUUUCCGCGUUACCCAGGGCUCAUGGUUCCACCACUACAGUGCCAAAUGCAUCCUGAGGAGUCAGCUCAGUUUUCUAUCAAGCUGCAGCCCCCGCCAGUUGGGCGGAAGAACCGGGAAAGAGUCGAGAGCAGCGAGGAGUCAGCGCCUAUCACUGCAUCCAACAUGGCUCCUUUGCCCCCGAGAAUUAAGGUGGAGCCUGCCUCUGAAAAGGAUCCUGAGAGCCUCAGUCAUUCUGCACAAGAAAAGGAGGAGCACUCUCAAGAAGAGGGCACUGUGCCAAGCAGGACCAUAGAAGAGGAAAAGACAAAAGGCACCAUCUUUGCCCGCCCCACUGCACCACCCAUCUGGCCCUCUGUACCCAUUAGCACCCCUAAUGAAGAACCCCUAGAGGUGACUGAAGAUAGUGAGGAAAGGCCUGGCAAAGAGCCCAGUGCACCUGAGAAGAAAGAAGAUGCCCUGAUGCCCCCCAAGCUUCGGUUGAAGCGGCGCUGGAAUGAUGACCCUAAAGCCCGAGAGCUGAGAAACAUGAACGUACUGCCAGUUAGAGUGGGGCUGGGAAGGCACAGGAGCCAGCCACCACUCAGCUACAUGGUUGAGACAGGAAGCCCUGCUGUGAGUUUCUUGGACUUUUCACCUACUUCACCUAUUAAGAAGCCAUGAGGAGUUGUAAACUCUUGUUCAGGGAAGAAAGAAGAGGGCAGGAGGAAGUAACCCAAUGCCUUUAAAAACAAAAACAAAAAAAAAAGAUCGUCAUUUUUCCUUUUCCAUUAUGGGUUUGGGGAGCCAAACCAAAGUGUGACUGUAAGCAAAUUCACUGAGAGGCAUGACAACCUUGUUGAAGAUGUCUUUCUAUUAUGUCUGGUUCUCUUAUCAUUUUCUUAAGUCAAGCCUUAAUUAUGAACAUACUUUAAGAUGAUACGGGUCUAUCAACAUAAACCUGUACAAGGGCAUGGACAACUUUUCAGAUAAUCCAGGAAUGUUGAGACAUGGUUAAAUUCCUAGCUGAUAGUCAUUCCCUCUUGAUAUAUUGGAAUGGGUAGCAAAAAGGCAGGCUGUGGGAGUUAAGGGCAGAUGAUACCUGGAAAUGCAGAAGGUAGCUAGGGUAGUACAAGUGGAUGUUUGUUGAGACUGAAGGAAGAGGUGGGAAAAAGACCCAGAAAGCAACCAGAUGCCAAAAGGCCUGGUGUGAAUGAAAGAGUUGGUGUCUGUCCUGUUGUAGUGGUGCCAUUCUUGCCAUACCCAUCUGCCCAGAUUUUCCUAAUUCUCAAGAUAAAUUGACUCUCCUGCAUGAGAGUUUACAGUGAGGAAUGGUUUCUUCAUGGGAAAUUCCCUUCCAACAAAUUCGAAGGAAUUGAAAAGUACUGAUCUUAUGUGAAGCAAAGGGGCCUGGACUAGGGGCAGAGAGAAGGAAACAGCAGCCACCCUUCUGUGUGUGUACACGUGUACCUACAUAGUGUAUGUAAAUACCUAAUUGUGGCUCAGAUCCACCAGGCUGCAGAGCAACAGGAAGAGAAGAAAUAAAUCCAUAUCUGAUGAGGGAAAAAGAUGGCACAGGGAUGGUGUCUAGGAAUUGGAGAAAUUCCUGAUGUCUCCUUAGCCUAAGUGAACUCUGUACAAAGUAACAUUCAAGGGUCAUCUUUUAAUGGUGGAGGGUGUUUUUUUCUAUUUUAAACUGGAGUACGUGCUCAGGAAAGGUUAGAACAGGUAAGUGAGACGUUAAAUGGCUUGGGAUGACUUGAGUCCAUCAUGUUAUUACUUGGCAAGGGUCCUCCUCCUUCUUUGAUUCAAAUUCCAUGAGUGACUUAUCUUUUCCCGGGAAAGGGACUGGGAGGGAGAGUGGUCCCUAGCAACUCAGGCUUUGGUCAGGCUGCCUUUGGUGGUUGUGUUUGUUUUCAGUUUCUUUCUCUGCACCUCAACUUACCUCUAAAUCAGAAAGCAAGCCCAGCAGGUGAAGGAAGGAUCUCUGCUUGGCAUUGUCCAAUCUAACCAGGGAGGCUGGCUGACCACCCACUGUCCACUAGAGGGGAGGGCCAGCAGAUGUCAGUAUGAACUCAGGAAUAGAAACAUGAGGCCUUUAAAAUAAGAGGGAGAAAAAUCCAUGAUGCAUACCUGUAACCCCCUAGAACCCAAGUGCCAGAAUUAAUUCCUAGAUGCUGCUUUUGUUUGAACAAAAAGUCACUGCUUGUACACUUGAAAAAAACACUCUAAAAAUGUUCAACUCCGUGGAAAAUGUUUUUUGGCUUUAAGAAAUUAAAGUUAGUUUAACUUUAGUUAAGUGUUUAGUGUUUAACUGUUUCCUUUGAUUGCCAUUCCACCAGUAAAUUUUUGGUUGAUUUGCACUGCACACUGGGGUUGGGGUUGGGGGAGGGUCCUUAUACAGAGCCGAACUUGGGCUUGCUCAGGAAGUGGGCCAGGGAAUGUGAAGGUCAUUGAUAUUUCCUGGGGCAAAGGUGUGGGAGAUAGUUUUUCUUCCCCCAGCCCGCUCCUGGCAGCACCCAUCAACAGCCCAGUACAAAGCCAGGACUUUCUCUUCUGUGAGCAUCUCAUCACUGUCCAACAGCUGGUGGAAAAAAGGGGCACAAAAACCAGACCUAUUUUUUCUGCCCCAUUUUUUCCAAAUUUUGCUCUGCCAAAUGUUUAAAACUUUGCAAAUAUAAAUCUAUUGAAAUUUCAUUAAUCAAGAACUGGUUCAUGUAAACAGUUUGCUUUUUUAGCUCUAGAAAAGAACAGUAGCCUCUUUAAGGGCAUCCGGCCUUGCUAAGCUCACCUUUUUUCCUGAAGAAUGGGUAGGAGUGAAAUAUAAACAAUUCACCAAGUUCCUUCACCCUGAUUUUCAAGCUGCACUGCAUUAAACUCAAUUAUUGCACCCUAGUCCUCUGUGGGCCGAGAAACUUCCAGAAGCAUUAGAGACAUAGUUUUAAUUAUAUCACUUCUCACCAAGUAGAUAGAGUCAGUUGGCUGUUUGUCCCUUGUUUUUUAUUUAUUCCAUAAUUAUGUUUGUGCUUUUUGUUUUGUAAACAGUAAUAGAAAAUACAUUUUUAUUUUGUUUAAAAGAAAACUUUGACUCAAUCUUUCAAGAACUGUUCCAUUUUUAGUUUCUUCUUGAGGAAAAAAAAAGUUACCAGUUAAUUUGUGUUGAAGUAUUGAGGCAUUUUUUGAGUUAAAAAAUUGUGAUGCAGGGAUUUGUGAAUGAGACAUUCACAUGUGAAAUGACUUCACUAGGUUAUCUGCUUACACAGAUUAAAGUGUGUAUAUGUAUAUAAAAUGUAAGUAAUCUUAACUCCAUUGUGCAGUGCCUUUUAGAUGUUCUGCUUUCUAUAA
Messenger RNA from Cynocephalus volans (Philippine flying lemur), 4388 nucleotides. RefSeq names its product ETS variant transcription factor 3 (gene ETV3). Gene Ontology annotation, molecular function: sequence-specific DNA binding; DNA-binding transcription factor activity, RNA polymerase II-specific. Bases 114 to 1727 code for a protein of 537 amino acids. Gene Ontology annotation, biological process: regulation of transcription by RNA polymerase II; cell differentiation. The transcript is spliced from 6 exons. The record is from RefSeq and is a predicted model, not a curated record. NCBI's taxonomy places the organism in Eukaryota, Metazoa, Chordata, Mammalia, Dermoptera, Cynocephalidae. Gene Ontology annotation, cellular component: nucleus.